AUGCCGUUGUUUGGUGGUUCUCUUCUGACCAUGUACAGGCCCUGCGGAAUAGACAUCUCGACUGCAAUAUGGUAUGGUAUCGGCACUGCUACUUGGUGUGCAUCGCCAUCUAUCAAGCCGAUGAGCGAGACGCACAUCGGAGGCAUCGCGGCAGUAUUGAGUACUGUGGGUGUGGUUCAGUGCAGCCAAGUGUGA
Molecule: messenger RNA, 195 nt
Organism: Parastagonospora nodorum SN15
Lineage: Eukaryota; Fungi; Ascomycota; Dothideomycetes; Pleosporales; Phaeosphaeriaceae
Exons: 3
Coding region: 1-195 (64 amino acids)
Source: RefSeq, a predicted model, not a curated record